AUGGGAAGGAAAGGGCAAGACGGGUACGAUGAUCGAAGAAAAAGCCACGUAGCGAAAAAGCCAACUCGCAAAUACAAUGACCAAUCGACUCCGCAUGUUCGUGGCUAUAAAGAGAGUUUCCAGUUUAAAACAAGUGUUGGAGUCUACAUGUGGGACUUCGAGCAAUGUGAUGCAAAGAAAUGUACGGGAAGAAAAUUAGAGCGGCUUGGUUAUUUGAAAGCCAUCCGUGUUAAUGUGCCUUUCCAUGGACUCGUUCUCUCUCCUUUUGGAACGAAGGCUGUGUCAAUCGAAGACUUAGAUGUCAUUAAGCAGUAUGGAACCUCUGCCAUCGACUGUUCCUGGGCUCGAAUCGAUGAAAUCCCUCUCGGAAAGCUGAAGAACGGAGUUCAUCGCUUGCUCCCAUUCUUGGUCGCAGCGAACCCUGUGAACUACGGGAAGCCUUCAAAGCUCACUUGUGCUGAAGCAAUUGCGGCUACCUUAUACAUUGUCGGGCUGAAAGAAGACGCGCUAACCAUUCUGAAGCCGUUCAAAUGGGGAUGUCAGUUCAUCUCUCUGAACUACGAACUUCUGGAAGGAUAUUCCAAGUGCAAAUCCGGAGCGGAAGUGAUUGAAUUCCAGAACGCGUACAUGGAACGAAUUGAGCAGGCAAAGGAGCAAGAGAAGGUCAUUGAUGUAGGAAUGAGAAGAAUAUGGGAUGUAGCUGCCCCCUACGGAUAGUGACGAAUAUAAUGUGGACUCCGAAGAAGAGUUUGUAGUUCAUGGACUGAAUCAGAAGCAGUCCCAUUCCUAUGCUGAGAUUUAUGGAGACGAUGAUGAGGAAGAGGAAGAGGAGGCUGAUUAUUGCGGAGGAGAUGAAGCAGAAGAGGCAGUGGAAGAGAUUGAGGGUCAGGAGUAGAAUUUUC
This is a messenger RNA of Blastocystis hominis, 902 nucleotides long. RefSeq lists its product as hypothetical. The transcript is spliced from 5 exons. Gene Ontology annotation, biological process: maturation of SSU-rRNA. Gene Ontology annotation, molecular function: rRNA small subunit aminocarboxypropyltransferase activity. The record is from RefSeq and is a predicted model, not a curated record. NCBI's taxonomy places the organism in Eukaryota, Bigyra, Opalinata, Blastocystidae. Bases 1 to 717 code for a protein of 238 amino acids.